AUGAAUCCCAUUGAGGGGUUACCCUCUUCGUGCUACUAUGUUCCCAGUUUCAUUACUCUGUCCGAGGAGCAGCAGAUCCUUGACAACAUCCACAAACUUCCCGAGUCCAAGUGGACUGUUCUCACCCACCGGCGUCUGUUGUCCCUGCCCUCGACCUUGACCGGUUCUGCGCGUGACACCCUCCUCGCAGCCCCCAUGCCAGCCUACCUCGAUGCGAUUGUCACCCGUCUUCAACAAGGCGGAUAUUUUGAGAAUUCCACGCACAAGGCUCCCAAUCAUGUCCUGAUCAAUGAAUACAAGCCAGGAGAAGGAAUCAUGCCUCAUGAAGAUGGUCCUGCGUACGACCCAAUCACGGCGACAGUGAGCUUGGGUGGUCACACUGUACUCGAGAUCUACAAGAAGAACGAAGCUGGCGAACGAGAAGCGAAGCCCACUUGGCGAAUUUUGCAAGAACCCCGGAGUCUGCUGGUGACCACGGGCGAAAUGUAUAUCAACACACUACAUGGUAUUUCAGAGACUCGGACGGAUGAGAAUCUUAACGGCCAACAAAUUGUCAACUGGAAUCUCCUCGGUGACCAACAACCCUACGAGAUAGGACACGCUGAACGGCAAACACGCAUUAGUCUUACCUUACGUGACGUGAUCAAGGUUGCCAAACUGGGAGGUGCCCUGAAGUUCAUGAACAAAAGGCCGUAG
This is a messenger RNA of Fonsecaea multimorphosa CBS 102226, 696 nucleotides long. RefSeq lists its product as uncharacterized. The record is from RefSeq and is a predicted model, not a curated record. The transcript has a single exon. Lineage: Eukaryota; Fungi; Ascomycota; Eurotiomycetes; Chaetothyriales; Herpotrichiellaceae. The coding region runs from base 1 to 696 and encodes 231 amino acids.